AUGAUGCUUACUGACUUGGUGUUGGGCAUUCUCUUUCUUAUUCAGUUGGGAGUUGGCAUUCUGGGGAAUUUCUUCCUCCUGGGCGUAUACACCUUCACUUUAUUCAUUGGCCAAAAUCUGAGGCCCAUAGAGUGCAUUUUUGCCCACUUAGCCUUGGCCAACUCAGAAGUGCUUCUCUCCAAGGGAAUCCCUCUAACAAUUGUCUGUUUGGGCAUCAGAAAUUUCUUGGAUCAUGUUGGGUGUAAAUUUAUUGGUUAUCUUUAUAAUGUGGCACGAAGUGUUUCCCUCAGCAUCACCUGUCUCUUGAGUGGUUUUCAGGUCAUAACCAUCAGCAACUUCAGGUGGGCAGAACUCAAAAUCAAAGCCCCAAAGUACAUUGUUCCUGCCUGCUUCCUCUGUUGGUGUUUCUACCUGCUGAUAAAUUUCACUUUGCUUUGGACUAUGCAUAACUCAAGGUAUAUAACUAAUAAUAGCAAGACAUGGCAUCUGGGAUAUUGUUCAGUUUUAACUCCUGCCUUUUUUAAUGCUGCACUUUUUGCAAUUGUCUUUUCUAUUCCUGAUCUUAUGUGUGUGGGAUUCAUGAUCUGGGCCAGUGCCUACCUAGUGUUUCUCUUGCACAGACACCAUCAGCAAGUGAAACAUAUUCACAGUCCUCAUGUCUCUCCUAAAACUUUCCCUGAGAAAAAAGCCACCCAUGCUAUUCUCCUACUAGUGAGCACAUAUGUCUUCUUUUAUUCCAUUAAUUCUAGCUUGUCAACAUACCUCUUUAAAAUUGACAAACAUCACCCUGGGCUCAUGGCCACCUCAAACUUCUUAGCAGCAUUGUUCCCAACCAUCAGCCCUUUUGUGCUGAUCUUCUCUGACUCCCAAGUCCUCAAAUGUUGGUAUGCUUUGUGGCCUAGGAGAUGUUUCUGUAUGUUUUGUAACAGUAUUCCUAACCAUACCCCCUCCUAG
Messenger RNA from Trichosurus vulpecula (common brushtail), 954 nucleotides. RefSeq names its product vomeronasal type-1 receptor 1-like. NCBI's taxonomy places the organism in Eukaryota, Metazoa, Chordata, Mammalia, Diprotodontia, Phalangeridae. The record is from RefSeq and is a predicted model, not a curated record. Gene Ontology annotation, cellular component: membrane. The coding region runs from base 1 to 954 and encodes 317 amino acids. Gene Ontology annotation, molecular function: pheromone receptor activity. The transcript has a single exon. Gene Ontology annotation, biological process: G protein-coupled receptor signaling pathway.